AUGUACUGGGCUGCUGGCUUCGCCUCCUCCCGGCCGUGUGUGGUCGAACUCGGGCGGAACCACAGCCUGCCCCUCGGGCUGUGCGCCUCCGAGCAGCAGCACUCGUUGUAUGGCUACAUCAUUGCCUUCCCUCUGCAGGACUACGGAGGCAUCAUGUCGGUGCUGGGCUCGGACUCCUGGUGGAAGAAGACCCUGUACAUCACCGGGGGGGCCCUGCUGGCCGCGGCUGCCUACCUCCUGCAUGAGCUGCUCGCCAUCAGGAAGGAGCAGGAGCUGGACUCUAAAGACGCCAUCAUCCUUCACCAGUUCUCCAGGCCAAAGAAUGGUGUGCCCAGCCUCUCACCCUUCUGCCUGAAAAUAGAGACGUACCUGCGUAUGGUGGAUCUGCCCUACCAGAACUACUUUGAUGGGAGGCUGUCGCCGCAGGGUAAGAUGCCCUGGAUCGAGUACAACCACGAGCAGGCGUCAGGGUCAGAGUUCAUCGUGGACUUCCUGGAGGAGAAGCUGGGCGUCAACCUCAACAGUAACCUCACCCCGCAGGAGGUAGCCGUGUCACGAGCCAUCACCAAAAUGGUGGAAGAGCACCUCUACUGGACGAUAGCUUACUGUCAGUGGGUGGACAACUUGGACGAAACCCAGAAGCUUCUGUCCAUGAGCGGCCCACUGAGCGACACACUGAAGUGGCUGCUGAGCCACCUGAACGGCAGCAUGGUGCGCAGAGAGAUGUACGGCCAUGGCAUCGGACGCUUCUCCAAGGAGGAGGUCUACACCCUGAUGGAGAAGGACUUGAGGACGCUGGCUACACUGCUGGGUGAUAAGAAAUACUUUAUGGGCUCUAAGAUGUCAACACUAGAUGCCACAGUGUUUGGACAUCUAGCGCAGGCUAUGUGGACUCUACCUGGGACACGACCCGAACAACUCAUUAAAGGGGAGCUGAUCAACCUGGGUAUGUUCUGCGAGCGAAUGCGGAGGAGGUUCUGGCCCGAGUGGUUUGUGGAGUUGGAGGAUCUUUAUUACGAUGGAGACAGUGAGAGCAGCAGUGGCGGCGGUGGCGGCUCCCCUACAGGCCUGCUGGACUUUGGCCUCUUCUCUAGGACUGACACUCUGGAAGACAGCGAGGCCAGCAACCACUCAGCCAAGCACACUCACUCACACUCCCCCGACUCCAACCACUCGCUGUUCGACUCGGAUGUGGGAACGGGGUCUGACAAUGACAUUCAGCUUAAGGAGGAACUAAUGCCGGACCUGGAGGUCUGA
Molecule: messenger RNA, 1257 nt
Organism: Limanda limanda (common dab)
Lineage: Eukaryota; Metazoa; Chordata; Actinopteri; Pleuronectiformes; Pleuronectidae
Gene: faxcb
Product: failed axon connections homolog, metaxin like GST domain containing b
Exons: 6
Coding region: 1-1257 (418 amino acids)
Cellular component (GO): cytoplasm
Source: RefSeq, a predicted model, not a curated record